Prunus avium (sweet cherry) is the source of this 1189-nucleotide messenger RNA. RefSeq names its product thioredoxin-like 1-1, chloroplastic. Gene Ontology annotation, cellular component: chloroplast. NCBI's taxonomy places the organism in Eukaryota, Viridiplantae, Streptophyta, Magnoliopsida, Rosales, Rosaceae. The record is from RefSeq and is a predicted model, not a curated record. Gene Ontology annotation, biological process: cell redox homeostasis.
UGCUCUCUUUCUCCCCUUUGAAUAACUCUCAGCUUUCCCACCCGCGUGCUGUUUGCUUCAACUUUGAGCAAUUUCUUUUCUUUUUCUCUCUCUCUCUCUCUCACUCUCUCAAUUUUCAAAUCCCAAAUCUCAAGUCAAGAAGAAAAUCCCAAUUUUUUGUUUCUGGGUUUUGGUGGAAAUUAGGAAUCCAAGGAGUUUCAUUAAUGGCAGAGGUUUUGAGCAAAACCAGUCUGUUCUCGUCUUGGCAUCAUCACAAUCGUCAGAAUCAAAGCAUCUCUGUUUUCCCAAAGAGUUGUAAUUACAAUAAAUCUGGGUCGUUUUGUUGCUCUCUGAAACUGAACCCAGAGAUUUCAUCACUUUCAUUAUCGACAAAGAGUGAUUUUCAUGGCAAAAGGGUUGCUCUUCAAGAGCAUAGAGCCAUGCCCAGCAGAGGGAAUUUCCAAUCCCAGGCUGCUUCUGUCGUUAAUUCCCAGAAUCAGCAGACGGGUCUUCGGUUUGGGAAAGCUCUUAAAUGGUGGGAAAAGGGAAAUCAACCCAACAUGAAAGAGGUAACAUCUGCACAGGACCUCGUGGAUUCACUAUCAAACGCUGGAGAUAAGCUUGUGGUUGUUGAUUUCUUCUCUCCUGGUUGUGGUGGCUGCAAAGCUCUUCAUCCAAAGAUAUGUCAACUGGCAGAGAUGAACCCAGAUGUCCAAUUCCUUCAGGUGAACUAUGAGGAACACAAAUCCAUGUGUUAUAGCCUUAAUGUUCAUGUGCUGCCCUUCUUCCGCUUCUACAGAGGUGCUCAUGGUCGUCUAUGCAGCUUUAGCUGUACAAAUGCCACGAUCAAGAAAUUUAAAGAUGCCUUAGCCAAGCACAAGCCAGACCGCUGCAGUCUUGGACCAACAAAGGGGUUGGAGGAGAAAGAGCUCCUGGCUCUUGCUGCUAAUAAAGAUAUCUCAUUUAACUACACACCUAAACCAGUUGAAGCCGUGCCUACGCCUGCAAAGGAAGUGAUUGUAUCUGAAGCGGCACCAUCUCGUCUUAACUCGGAAGCUCUUCCUCUUCCAUCAACGACAACCUCAAAGUCUGCUCAAGUGGUCACUGCCUGGAGAUAACGUGGUUAGUUUCACAAUCCCUACCCUACCCCGUUGUGAUGUACAGUUGUGUUUCUUCUUGAUGAUACAUGCCAGAAUGAAACACACACACA